AUGUGGUUGUCACUGCUUCUGUUCCUGCACAACGUUGUCAGCGGUGCGCGCGCAACUGUACGCCAAUGCUGCCAGGAGCACGGAGUGUCCGAGACGUGUGCGCGCAUGUUGUGCAAUCCGCAAAAUCCGCCAAACGAUUUUGACGUGUACAAUAUAUUUGAGCGAAAGAUCAACUGCCUGCCAUUUCUGGAUGCGAUAUCCGAAUGCCUGGCUGAUGGUCGCGAUCACAUUCACUGCUGUCUGAGUGAAGCCAAAGACCGUGACGAGAAUGCAUGCUUUGGCAUGUGCCGUGGCGAGGGCACCGACGGAGUGGCUGCCUGGGACAAGUACCAGACCUGCCUGGCCAUCAAUCUACAGCCAAUGUUUCGCUGCUUCGAACGAGGCUAUCUGAACUCACCGACGUCUCCGCAGUCUGUCCACGUUGUGUCCAGGAGUGCAGAUAGUGUUCUUCUCGCGUGGUCACCGCCGGCCAUUAAUUCCGAGCUUGCUGAGUCGUACCAGGUGGUUUGCAAGGAAGCGGACGAUAGUGGCUCCAGCGAGAAGAUUAUCAAUACUCGUGGCUAUAAAGUGGUCUGCAAGGAAGCGGACGAUAGUGGCUCCAGCGAGAAGAUUAUCAAUACUCGUGGCUAUAAAGUAACGCUAACAGGCUUACAUGCCGGCAGCAGAUAUUCAGUGCACGUUAUUGCGGUGACCCGUGACGGACGCCAUCGUUCGCUACCUUCCCAAGCAGUGCACUUCUAUACGUCAGGAGUGGCUCCACGUGCAAAUGCCUAUCGGGAAAGUGUAGCUGUACCAGAGACAGCAUUUUCGGUGACGAUUGCUUGUCGCAUGGAGAUGCCCGGCACCAUCCAUAAAAGUGUCCAUGUUGAGUGGAGGAAAGUACUCCAGCAGACAGGGCGCUACGAGAAACUUACAGGCGAUAAAUACAGCUUUACAAAUUACGUCACUUCUCACGAGUAUCCGCGUCACUACGUCUCCGCACUCCAAAUCAAGUUUCUCAAAGAAUCGGAUUUUGGCACCUAUCGUUGCACAGCAUCUAACGAUUUUGGCAGUUCGAGCGCUGAUAUUCAAGUGCUACAACGUACGUUAACCUCCGCCACACCGGUUCCGCCGGAACCGCCGUACACGUGUUGCCAGCGUCUGGGCAUUCGAUCACCGUGUGUUGCUGUUUGUGGUUCCGAAUUCGGUAAACGAGCCUCGCUACGAGCUGAAUCCUUCAUCAACAGUCGUUGCGAGGACGAAAUUGGCAAAUUUUUGACAUGCACCACGGCUGGCGUUGACGAAGGCGCCUGCUGCUUGCGGAAAAAAGUCCCAGGAAUUUGUCUGCCACUUUGCGACGGCUCCCAGAUGAGUCAGCUGGAUACAAUCCCGCAUGAAUGUGCUACUUACACCUUUUCAAUAUUUCAGUGCCGCAUGGAAAACGCUGAUAGUCGACCUGCUACUGUAUCGGGCCUGAAAGCUAUCCCAAAUUCUGAUGGUUUAUUGUUGCGCUGGGAUUUGACGCCACGUGCUGACGUCUACCACGUGUACUGGAAACGAAGAUUUGGAACGAAGUGGGAAUGGGAAGUAAGUUCCGUGUUGACAGCUAGUAAACGCAUUGCCGGUGCCGAUGAUAUUGAUGAAAUUGUGGUUGUAGCUUCGAACAGUUUUGGUAAUGCUCAUCCAGCGCGCUUGAUACAUCUGGACAACAAAUGGAUUGCCUCAUAUCUUUUCUGA
Gongylonema pulchrum is the source of this 1716-nucleotide messenger RNA. The record is from the annotation of a GenBank genome assembly. Lineage: Eukaryota; Metazoa; Nematoda; Chromadorea; Rhabditida; Gongylonematidae.